Molecule: messenger RNA, 839 nt
Organism: Triticum urartu
Lineage: Eukaryota; Viridiplantae; Streptophyta; Magnoliopsida; Poales; Poaceae
Product: small ribosomal subunit protein uS17
Biological process (GO): translation
Cellular component (GO): ribosome; cytosolic small ribosomal subunit
Molecular function (GO): structural constituent of ribosome
Source: RefSeq, a predicted model, not a curated record
CCAGGCCCACAAGAGCCCAUCUGAUUUGCCAUAAACGAGCGAGACGAGUUGGGUUUCUGUCUUGGCUACGCCUUCUCUCGUCUCUCGCCGCCUAGCGCGUGCCGCCGUCGGCCCCAUCGCCUUCGAGCAUCAGCCAUGGCAGAACAGACUGAGAAGGCUUUCCUGAAGCAGCCUAAGGUGUUCCUCUGCUCAAAGAAGACCACAAAGGGGAAUAAUAAGCCUGGCAAGGAGGGCAGCAGGUUCUGGAAGAGUGUUGGCCUUGGUUUCAAGACUCCCAAGGAAGCCAUUGAGGGAACCUACAUUGAUAAGAAGUGCCCAUUCACUGGCACUGUGUCAGUUAGAGGUCGCAUCAUUGCUGGAACAUGUCAUAGUGCUAAAAUGAACAGGACCAUCAUUGUUCGUAGGAACUACCUUCACUAUGUCAAAAAAUACCAGAGGUAUGAGAAGAGGCACUCCAACAUCCCUGCCCACAUUUCCCCUUGCUUCCGUGUGAGAGAAGGAGAUCACGUGAUCAUUGGCCAGUGCAGGCCGCUGUCCAAGACGGUGCGGUUCAAUGUGUUGAAGGUGGUCCCAGCAGGGUCAAAGAGUGGUGCGGUGAAGAAGGCGUUCACCGGUGCCUGAGCAAGUCAUAGCAGAAUCCAAAACUUUUUUACCAUUAAAUUUUGACAGUUACAUCUAUAUUGUGCUAUCUGUUUGUACUAGGGUUUUAUCUCAAGAGUUCUCCAAACUUCAAGCUAAGAGUGAGUGGUUUAGUGAAGUUAUGUUCAGAGUGCUUCGUGAAGAUUAUUGAUGCGGUUACCUGGUUACCCGUUAAUAUACAUCACUCGUUUUUUGCUUCU